Molecule: messenger RNA, 2103 nt
Organism: Orbicella faveolata
Lineage: Eukaryota; Metazoa; Cnidaria; Anthozoa; Scleractinia; Merulinidae
Product: lanC-like protein 3
Biological process (GO): carbohydrate metabolic process; peptide modification
Cellular component (GO): plasma membrane
Source: RefSeq, a predicted model, not a curated record
AUAGCCAUAUUAGGAAAAAUAAUUGUCUGGGAGUUAAUCAAAGCAAUGGUGGAUCAAAACAGUCUCAAACUGUACUGACAUGACUAACAUGUUUCGGAGCCGUUCGAGAUGCUUUGUAAACGGGUAUGAGAAGUUUGCACGAUCGUUAGGAAGUGUUGAGUAUUUAAGGGAUCUCGUGCAGAGAGUUUUGCAGCUGAUUGAAGAGAGAAGUCCACCUCACAGGUCGAGUUGCGAUGGUGGACUGUAUGUUGGAGCGCCUGGCAUAGGUUAUGCUUUCUAUUCCGUUGCAGAGAGCUCAGAGUUUUCUAACAUACGGGAGCAAUGCCUUGGAAAAGCCCUAGAGUACAUGCAGGUUAGCUUACGUGAAGUGUCAAGAACUCCCCCCAAUGAUGAUGGAAUUGGAGCAUCCUUUCUUUUAGGGCAUGCAGGGAUUUAUGCAGUGUCAGCACUUGUCUUCAAUGCCCUAGGACGUCAACAAGAAACACAGCAGUGUAUCCAAAAAUUUCUAGAGAUGGGAAACAUCUGUCGACCAGUGAACUUCUUUCGACCUGGCUCUGAUGAAUUGUUUGUUGGCAGAGCUGGCUACUUAUGUGGGUCACUUCUCUUGAACAGAAAGCUUGGAGGAAACGUGGUACCUUCAGGGGUCACAAGAUCCCUAUUUGAUGCUAUCAUAGAGUCAGGUAGACAGUACUCGCAGAAACAUCACUCAAAAAGUCCUCUCAUGUACUCAUACUACAGGACAGAGUACUUGGGGGCUGGUCAUGGCCUUUCCUCUAUUCUUCAAAUAUUGCUCAAUUUUCCAGAGCAUUUUACAGACAGAAAAGAAGUUGAAACUCUCAUUCAACAUGCUGUAGACUUUGUGCUGUCCUGCGAGUGGCCAAAUGGAAACUAUCCACCUGUCCCCGGGGAGGCCCGUGAUCAGGAAGAUGAGCUGGUACACUGGUGUCAUGGUGCCCCUGGGGUUGUUUACCUUCUUGCCAAAGCUUAUCUUACUUGGAAGGAUGAUAAAUACUUGCAAGCUGCAAAGAGGUGUGCUGAACUCACAUGGCAGAAAGGACUGCUCCGCAAAGGGCCUGGAAUAUGUCAUGGUGUGGCAGGAAGUGGAUAUGUCUUCCUGCUGCUUUAUCGCCUUACAAAGGAGGACGAAUACCUGUAUCGUGCCCAGAAAUUCUCUGAGUUUAUGCAAACAAAAGAGUUCCAGACGGGAGCCAGAACACCGGACUCUCCGUACAGUUUAUAUGAAGGCCUGGCUGGAACUGUCUGUUUCUAUACCGAUCUUUUGAGUCCUUCUUCAGCUUCGUUUCCAUUCUUUGAAGUCUUUUAGUGAUGACCUUUGGCAUGUUAUAAAAAAAGGCAACAUCCUUAAGGAUAUUUGGAGUCGUCCAAGUUAAACCGGGUGGUUUUCGUGCGAACCACUUUUAACGAUGGUUUUUGGCGUUCGCACCAAUCUCGCCCAUUUUGUUAAAAAAAAAACCUAGAACACCGAGAAUGGGAUUAUAGAGAGGAAACAGAACUCUAACAUAAGUUUAUCAGCUAACACUUUCCGACAUGCAAACAUUUAUUGUCCUGUUUCUUUGUAAAAAUUACCUCGUUACUAUCGAAAGAAACUGUUUGUGUGUGAAGAGGGCCUGGAGUGGAACCCGUCAAACAGAAAGCGUUUUGAAAACAGCGGACCUUUAGACUGUUAGUAGGUGUUAGUCUACCCCUAGGCUACCUCUGUGAUGUACAUUCCGACAAUGUCGGGAGUUUGUGGUAAAUGUUUGCCGUAGGUGGUUGCUCUGGAGAAGUGCGUGAAGAACGCAUUUCCUGAGCUUACCGCGCAACAACCGGGGGAGGGGGGCAGGGAAUUCAGAACCUCCCGCUUCCCGUACCCUGUUCUUCUGCCUCCUGCCCCCAGCACCCCCCCCCCAACACACACACACACACGCGCGCGCGCACACACACUAAACACAGCGGUGAUAUGUAAAAAUGUGGUUGUAGUUCUUCGUUCGGUCGAGCAAAAAGGUUGACGCUUAAAGCGUCCACCUCACUCUAAUAGGGAGUUUAAGAAAACCACGACAGUAGUGGGAACGCUAAGGUUCAAUGAACGGAACAAUGGUUGUG